Messenger RNA from Gymnodraco acuticeps, 2425 nucleotides. RefSeq names its product calpain-2 catalytic subunit-like. Gene Ontology annotation, cellular component: cytoplasm. Gene Ontology annotation, biological process: proteolysis. Gene Ontology annotation, molecular function: calcium-dependent cysteine-type endopeptidase activity; calcium ion binding. NCBI's taxonomy places the organism in Eukaryota, Metazoa, Chordata, Actinopteri, Perciformes, Bathydraconidae. The coding region runs from base 141 to 2243 and encodes 700 amino acids. The transcript is spliced from 21 exons. The record is from RefSeq and is a predicted model, not a curated record.
AGGCCCCUCCCUGUCUGUGGUGACCUGAAUCCUGUCCUCACCUGCGGCAGCUAUAAAGGAGGCUGGAAGAAAGAAAGCAACGUUAACUCAUAUCAUAAAGAAGAACAUCGCCAUCCGAGGAGUACACUGAAGAGGUGAGGAUGACUUCCACUGCAGAUCGUCUGGCCCAUCAGAAGAAGAGGGAGGAAGGCAUUGGCACCAACCAGAAAGCAGUGAAGUUCUCCCAGCAGGACUAUGAGACUCUGCGGCAGCAGUGUCUGGAGCGUGGAGGCCUGUUUGAGGACAACUGUUUUCCUGCUGAGAGCAAAUCACUGGGCUUCAAUGAGCUGGGACCAUACUCAGCCAAGACCAGGGGCGUAGUUUGGAAGAGGCCAAUGGAGCUGUGCUCAAAUCCAAAGUUCAUUGAUGAUGGAGCCACAAGGACGGACAUUUGCCAAGGAGCUCUGGGUGACUGCUGGCUUCUGGCUGCAAUAGCCUCUCUGACUCUGGACCAGCGGAUCCUGGCUCGUGUGGUGCCCCAUGGACAGAACUUCACUGAAAGAUAUGCCGGGAUAUUUCACUUCCAGUUCUGGCAGUUUGGUGAGUGGGUGGAUGUGGUGGUCGAUGACCGUUUACCCACCAGAGAAGGAAAGCUGCUGUUUGUUCACUCAGCGGAGGGAUCCGAGUUUUGGAGCGCACUGCUAGAGAAAGCCUAUGCUAAGGUGCAUGGCUGCUAUGAAGCCCUGUCUGGAGGAAACACUAUCGAGGGUUUUGAGGAUUUCACAGGAGGGAUUGCUGAAGUUUACACCUUAAACAAAGCUCCACCGAAGCUCUUCCAAAUCAUAAAGAAAGCUCUGGGGCUGGGCUCACUGCUGGGUUGCUCCAUUGAUAUCACCAAUGCCUAUGAGACAGAGGCGGUUACAGCUCUUAAACUUGUCAAGGGGCAUGCAUACUCACUGACUGGUGCGGAGGAGGUUAAUUACCUAGGCAAGCAGGUUGAGCUGGUCCGCAUCAGGAACCCAUGGGGUCAGGUGGAGUGGACAGGGUCUUGGAGUGAUGGAUCCAGCGAAUGGAACCACGUCAGUAAAGAGGAGAAGUCAAAGUUGAACAAUAAGGCUGAGGAUGGAGAGUUCUGGAUGUCCUAUUCAGACUUCAUCAGGCAGUUCUCCACGCUGGAGAUCUGUAACUUGACCCCAGACACGAUCAUGAGUGACGAUGUGGGCCACUGGAACCACUACCAGUUUGAAGGGAUGUGGAGGGCGGGCUCCACUGCUGGCGGCUGCCGCAAUAACCAAGCCACAUUCUCGUCCAACCCACAGUAUGUGGUGCUUCUGGAGGAUGUGGAUGACGACCCCCUGGAUGGGGAGGAUGGCUGCACCUUCCUGGUUGGGUUGAUGCAAAAGGACGGACGACAGAAAAAGAAGCUUAACCGCAACCUUGAAACCAUUGGCUAUGCCAUUUAUAAGGUCCCAGAUGAGCUCAAAGGCCGCAGCAAUGUUCACCUGGGUCCAGAUGUCCUGCUGCGACAGAGAGCAGUGGCCAUGAGCAGCACCUUCAUCAACACACGGGAGGUGUGUGACCGCUUCAAACUUCCUCCAGGAGAAUAUGCCAUAGUUCCCUCGACCUUCCAGCCUCACAAGAAUGGCAGCUUUGUUCUCAGGGUCUUCUCAGAGAAACAGGCUGCAACCAGUCCACUGGAGGAGGACAUUGAUGCUGAAAUCGAGGAGGAGGAGAUAUCUGAGGAUGAUGUGGAUCCUCAUUUUAGAGAGGUCUUCAAGCAGAUUGCUGGCGAUGAUAUGGAGGUAUCUGUCUUUGAACUGGUUAAAAUGUUGAACAACAUUGUCUCUCACCGGUCUGACAUCAAGACAGAUGGCUUCAGCCUUGAGACAGGUCGCCUUAUCGUCAGUCUGCUGGAUAAAGAUGAAAGUGCCAAGCUGGGACUGAUGGAAUUCCACUUGCUUUGGGGAAAAAUCCAAAAAUACCUGGAGAUCUUCAAGAAUCAUGACACAGACAAUUCGGGCACCAUGAGCUGCCACGAGAUGAGAGGCGCUGCCACUCAAGCAGGUUUCCACAUCAACAGUGCUGUGCUGCAGUCCAUUGUCAGUCGUUACGCGGAUGCUCAGUAUGCCAUAGACUUUGACAGCUUUGUAGGCUGUCUCAUUAAACUGGAAAUGCUCUUCAAAAUGUUUAAGUCUCUGGAGAGAGCUGACGCAGGAAAUAUCGAGCUGGACAUGCAACAGUGGCUGUGCCUGGCGAUCUACUAAAAAACUGAAGAGGAGGCCAGGGAUGACACUUUUGAGAUAUACGCUGAAAGAAAAAUGAAUUCAUUUCAUUCAAAGAUACUCUUUCCAAUAAUAAAAACCCAUGGACUUUCCCAAUAUGUUCCAAAUGCAUGCAUAUUGCUAAAAUGGAUUUGUCAAAUUAAAUGAUAUUUGCUGAUUACAAA